Molecule: messenger RNA, 2832 nt
Organism: Periophthalmus magnuspinnatus
Lineage: Eukaryota; Metazoa; Chordata; Actinopteri; Gobiiformes; Gobiidae
Gene: bmp6
Product: bone morphogenetic protein 6
Exons: 7
Coding region: 368-1660 (430 amino acids)
Biological process (GO): SMAD protein signal transduction
Cellular component (GO): extracellular region
Molecular function (GO): growth factor activity; cytokine activity
Source: RefSeq, a predicted model, not a curated record
GAGUGGAGCCUGUAGUGGCAGGAGACCGUCACUUGGACCAACAGGGGCAAUAACGAAACCCGAGUCUGUGCGUAAAAGGAAACAAAAACGCAGCAGGAAUGGCCUCUUUACGCAGGAGUUCUGUGCGUCCGCUGGAUUUUAUACUGGUAAAAGUUUGAUACAUUUUCACGUGUUUCAUCCUCACGUGCCAAAAACGCGCAGCUGGGGUAAGAAAUGAAAGCAAGUGCGUCGCUCCUGUGUAGAUCUUGUUUACGGGAGGUUUCCAAAUGGCUUGACGCACGAGUCUUUCUUCGCGUCUGAUCACCGCAGAUAACAGCCGGACUUUGGCUUCAAUUCCUCGGACUUUUCCCCCGUUUGGGCCGUCACCAUGAGAGGCUGCUGGCUCUGCGUCCUCGGGCUGUGGUGGAGCGCGUACUACUGCAGCGUGCCAGUCUCCGGGAGGAACAACUUCUCUCUGGAUGGGACCAACGAGGUUCACCCGGGGUUUGUCCACAGGAGACUGAGGACGCACGAAAAACGGGAGAUGCAAAAGGAGAUUCUAUCCAUACUGGGGCUCCCGCACAGACCCAGACCGCAUUUGUCCCACGGGAAGUUCAACUCCGCGCCGCUCUUCAUGUUGGACUUGUACAACACUAUAUCGAGCGAGGAGAAAAGCCAAGUGGAAGGAGUUUUGGACCGGUACAGCCCGAUGAGAACGACGCAAAGUCCGCACAUGGCCACGUUCCAGGAAACUGCCUUCCUAAAUGACGCGGAUAUGGUGAUGAGCUUUGUCAAUUUAGUGGAGUUCGACAGGGAGCUCUCCCCUCAGCGGCGGCAUCACAAAGAGUUUAAGUUCAACCUGUCCCAGAUCCCGGAGGGCGAGGCCGUCACCGCAGCGGAGUUCAGGCUGUACAAAGAGUGCGUGAGCCGAGCCUUUCCCAACGACACCCUCCUCCUCAAGGUGUACCAGGUCGUCCAGGAGCAUCCCGACCGGGAGGCAGACCUGUUCCUGCUCGAGUCCCGCAGACUGUGGGUGGCUGAGGAGGGCUGGCUGGAGUUUGACAUCACAGCCACGAGUAACCUGUGGAUCAUGAGCCCCGUGCACAACCUGGGUCUGCAGAUCAGUGUGGAGACUAGCAACGGUCAAAGCAUCAGCUCCAAGGAGGCGGGGCUCGUGGGUCGAGACGGCGCUCUGGAGAAGCAGCCGUUUUUAGUGGCGUUUUUCAAAGUCAGCGAAGUGCACAUCAGAACGGCGCGAUCGACCGGAGGCAAACGCCAACGGCAACAGAACCGCAACCGCUCCACACAACCGCAGGACGCACAACGAGGCCCCGCCCCCGCAGAUUAUAACAGCAGUGACCAGAAGACGGCCUGCAGACGACACGAGCUCUACGUCAGCUUCAGGGAACUGGGAUGGCAGGACUGGAUCAUUGCUCCUGAAGGCUACGCGGCGAACUACUGCGACGGCGAGUGUUCGUUCCCUCUAAACGCCCACAUGAACGCCACCAACCACGCCAUCGUCCAGACUUUGGUGCAUCUGAUGAAUCCUGAAAACGUCCCAAAGCCGUGCUGCGCUCCCACCAAACUCCACGCCAUCUCCGUGCUCUACUUCGACGACAACUCCAACGUCAUCCUGAAGAAAUACAAGAACAUGGUAGUGCGGGCGUGCGGCUGCCACUGAUACCCCCGAAAACGCUACGAAAUCUCAACGUUAUUUUGUUCAAGGGCUGCAAAACAACCUCAACGUUACGGAAAAUAAAAAACAUAUGAGAAAUAAACGGUUGGAAAGAAUUUAUAGAAGAGACUUUGGACAACCUCUUGAGCGGUUUUGUGUAUUAUGUGUCAAUGGAGAGACUAUGAACUAAGGAUGAAGAACUUUCUCACCACUUGGGCCAAAACGCCGCUCCAAGUCCACGUUUCACAUUACAACAACACAACGGGCUCGCAAUUUUUGAACAAUAUCACCGGUUUUGACACAUUUCAAUCCGUCCUACGCGAUAAACCCAUUGCCUUCAAGUAUUUUCAUCACAACUCAAAUUUGCCUUCCAGAAAUACAGAAUAUAGACUCAACCAAAGUGACCGCAGUCUAUUUCAGUGCCGUGCUGCUCCAAAUAUCUCCUCCGUGUCAAUAUUUGCAGGCCACGACGGACCGAGCCGCCUCUACGUGAAUCAUGUUGUGGGUGAAGUGAUGUUUUCCUCCAAAGACGUCCAGAAUACGGCCUUAUCCCCCGGACACACCGCAAAGGCCCAUUUCCAUGUAACUGCACUCGCAAAGUUAACAAACGCUUCCACUCUGACAACCCAUCAAGAGAGCGUGGAAAAACAUUUAGCCAGUCAAAAACAGUUGGCUGAGGGGCAGCUGUGCCAGUCUUCUGAAAUUAGCCCUCUGCUUUUUCAGCCCAAAGGUAAAAUUAUAUCGAGUUUUUGUGUGCAGUGGCAACAUCUUUCCACUCGCACUUGUAACUGUGAGCUUUGAACAACACGGACUCUUUACGGGACCUUAUUUUAUGUACAAGUAGUAAGUACCUAAUGUGCCUAACCAACAUCAAAUAUACCUCUGGUAAGCUGCUGUCUGUGUGACCAUGUUUAAGACUGUAAAUACAUUCUCUGCUUAUUUAUUGCACCUUUAUAUAAAUGUAUCACAUUCCUUAUUACCAGGCAGAUGCAAGAACAAAAUGAGAAUUAUUUUUGGAAAAAAGUUUUAUUAUGAAAUCUCAUGUUACAACUUGCCAUUAAACACUUUUUUUUGUACAAAAUGCAUGGGCGAUGAAAGCCCACGGCGUAUAAAGAAAAUACUUUGUCACUGGAGAUCCUUAGACCAUGUGCUACCCAUAAAGAACAUACUGAAAAUAA